AUAAAAUAGAAAUUAGGAUGUAUCUCCGAAUUCUGAUGCGUGGACCGUUAAAGGGUCUGAUAACCUAAUAUCUGGGAAAAUGACGAGGAGGAAAAUUCAGAUUAAGAAGAUUGACAACACGACGGCAAGGCAGGUGACAUUCUCAAAAAGGAGGAGAGGACUUUUUAAGAAAGCUUUUGAGCUCUCUACUCUCUGCGAUGCUGAAAUUGGUCUCAUGGUCUUUUCUGAAACAGGAAAGCUCUUUGAAUACGCCAGCUCAAGUAUGCAGCAGGUAAUUGAAAGGCAAAAUCUACAUCCAGAUAAUCUUGGUAAAAUGGACCAACUGUCUCUUGAGCUACAGCUUGAGAACGGUACCUCCUAUGCCAUGUUGAGCAAGGAAAUUGAGGAGAAGACACAUGAAUUGAGGAAGAUUAGGGGAGAAGAGCUCCCUGGAAUGGAUAUAGAAGAAUUACAGAAACUAGAGAAAGAGCUUGAAGUAGGCUUGAGCCGUGUUAUAGAAACAAAGGGUGAAAGAUUUCUGGAAGAGAUCACUGCCCUUCAGCAAAAGGGAGCCCAACUGAUGGAAGAAAACCAACGAUUAAAACAGAUGGAGAAUCUGUUUAGCACUCAAACAUAUGUACUUGAACAAGGUCAAUCAUCUGAGUCAAUCACCAAUAUUUGCAGCUCAUCUGAUCCUCAAAACAAUGAUGGUUCAGACAUAUCUCUCAAGUUGGGGGUGCUGUCACUUGCAACUCAUCAUCGAGCAAUUUGUCUGUUUCAGUAGCAACUAAACCAUCAUCAUUGAUUGCAUGGCAAGAAAUGCAUACUGCUACUAUAGGGAAACUCUUUGCCUUAGUGCAAUCUUUCUAUGUCUUGCAGGCUACCUUUCCUUAAAUGAAUUUGAAGUAUAGUGAAGAUCAAGAAGCAUGCAUGGAUUCUCUUUUCUCAAAUACAAAAGAAAAAAGGCCAUGCUUAAGUAAAUACAAAUCCUAGCUCAAAGUUGUAAUUAAUUUUCUCUAAGGCCAAUUUGUUUCCACCAGCUGAUUCUAAGAGAGUCUGCAUGUGUAUACGAUAGAUUUUGGAUGCUUAAUAAUUUUUAUGGAUGAAUCAAGGGUCAAUUUGUUACAUUGGAAAAUAAAGUAGAGGGUGUUGGAAAAGGUCGAGUGUAGGGUUGAGACUAAUGGCAAGUCAUACUAUUGAUAAAUUGAUUCACAAUUCUACAAUA
Quercus lobata is the source of this 1204-nucleotide messenger RNA. RefSeq names its product MADS-box protein JOINTLESS-like. The transcript is spliced from 9 exons. Gene Ontology annotation, biological process: positive regulation of transcription by RNA polymerase II. Bases 80 to 763 code for a protein of 227 amino acids. Lineage: Eukaryota; Viridiplantae; Streptophyta; Magnoliopsida; Fagales; Fagaceae. The record is from RefSeq and is a predicted model, not a curated record. Gene Ontology annotation, cellular component: nucleus. Gene Ontology annotation, molecular function: DNA-binding transcription factor activity; RNA polymerase II transcription regulatory region sequence-specific DNA binding; protein dimerization activity.